This is a messenger RNA of Cyclocybe aegerita, 378 nucleotides long. The record is from the annotation of a GenBank genome assembly. Lineage: Eukaryota; Fungi; Basidiomycota; Agaricomycetes; Agaricales; Hemipholiotaceae.
AUGUCGGUCGAGAAGAUCAACUCACCCGAAAACGCAACUUUCCCCCAUAUUUUGUCCCAUGCAACGAAAGUUCCUGGGCUGAUUUUCUUGAGUGGGCAAGUUCCAACAGGGAAGGAUAGCGAGAUUGUCGAAGGUGGGAUCCAGGAACAUACAGCACAGUGCAUCAAGAAUCUUGGAAACGUUUUGGCUGCUGCUGGAUCAUCAUGGGAGAAAGUGGUCAAGGUGAAUGUAUAUCUGAAGGAUAUGGACAAAUUUUCUGCGAUGAACGAGGUGUAUGAGAAGCUCCUUCCAUCUCCUAAACCUGCACGAACCUGCAUUCAGGCUGCCAAACUUCCCAACGAUGUUGACAUCGAGAUGGAGGCAAUUGCGACAUACUAA